Molecule: messenger RNA, 787 nt
Organism: Monosiga brevicollis MX1
Lineage: Eukaryota; Choanoflagellata; Craspedida; Salpingoecidae
Exons: 4
Coding region: 41-787 (248 amino acids)
Biological process (GO): phosphatidylcholine biosynthetic process
Molecular function (GO): S-adenosylmethionine-dependent methyltransferase activity
Source: RefSeq, a predicted model, not a curated record
AGUAGGCUUGCCGGGUCAGGAUCCUCAGCAGACCGCCACCAUGGGUUUCUUCCGUGUCUCCAUCGACAAGACGCGCGCCGUCCUAUACACGCUUGGCUUCCUGGCCUCGCUCUACGCCGUCGAGCUGGCCAGCUCGGCCUCCGUCUUCGAUGCCGUCGUCGGCGACUACUCGGCCCUGCGCUCCUGCUUCGCCACCAUCAUGGCGCCCAUUCUCUGGAACCUUCUCCCCCAGAUCUUCGGCCCCGCUCUCAUCAACUGGAUCGGUCGUCGCCAGGCCAUGCUCGUCUUCUCCCUCUACGUCUUCCUCUUCACCUGCUUCCGCUCUUGGGCCUUCCAAAUGGGCAUUGCCGAUGACAAGACCAGCUUUGAUGUUCUCCUCCCCUUCUUCCCCAAUGCCACCGUCUUCCACAACAUUUUCUUCGCCGUUGGUGCUGCCACUGUCCUUGUCGGCACCGUCCUCACCUCGGCCUCCUUCAUCCGCCUUGGCAUCUUUGGCACCUACAUGGGCGAGUUUUUUGGUGUCAUGCUCUCGGAGAAGAUCACCACCUUCCCCUUUGACGUGGUUGACAACCCCAUGUAUUUUGGCUCGAGCCUGAUGCACAUUGGUCUGGCCAUCAUGGAACAGUCCCCUGUUGGUGUUGUCCUCGGCGCCGUCGUCUUCUGGUGGUACUACAUGGCUGCCCUCUACGAAGAGCCCCUCAUGGUUGAGAUGUACAAGAAGGAUCUCGGCAAGGUGCGCGUUCGCCACGGCUGGGACAUCCUGGCCAGCUUCGCCACUGCUGCGUAA